UCUCUCUCUCUCUGCCUCACCCACCCGGUCACUCUGAUCACGGACUGUCAGAGACGUCGCGCUGCUGGAAAUGAGAAUGAUAAUGUCCAUUUUAUCAUUUUGAAGUUCUACUGGAGAAGGAUUACAAAGAUGCUGCUGUUUGCUUUACUUGUUUGUUUCAGCCCGAACGUACUGGGACAACUGGAGGAAUCCCAGUUCGGAGAUGAGAUCGAUAUCGACCUUGCAGAUUUUGAUUUAGACAUUGCUCCACGCAGGGUCCCACGGCAGGUGAAAACCAUUCUCAGCAAGGAGACUAAACCUCACAUCCAGGAGCUCUCCAUCAAGACCACCAUCAUCUCGCGCUACGCCUUCACAGCGGUGUACUGCGCCAUGCUGAACCGGCACACCGCCGACAGAGGCGUCUUCCAGUUUCAGAUCCCCAGCGGAGCUUACGUCUCCAACUUCACCAUGAUCAUCGGGGGGCGGGUCUACCAGAGCGAGGUCAAGCCGAAGGAAAAGAGGGUCAAACAGGAGAGCGGAAAAGCCAAGAACAAAGAGGCAGGUGAUGCAAGUCCCGUGCAGGAGGCGGAGGUGUUCAAGAUGGCCGCCAACAUCCCCGGGAGAAACCGGGCCAUCUUCCUCCUGACCUAUGAGGAGCUCCUGGAGCGCCGUCUGGGGCGCUACGAGCACGUGACCAGCCUGCGGCCGCUGCAGCUGGUCAGCCGCCUGAGCCUGGACGUCACCAUCGUCGACCACUCGCCAAUCACCGACCUGCAGGUGCUGCCACUCCGCAACGGGAGGACCAGCAGUGGAGCCAACACUAAACUGAAGACACCAGCCAAGCCGGAGCCUCCCGUCACCACCAUGAUCAAAAAAGAAAAGAACGUCUGCAAAAUCACCUUCAGCCCCAACAUCGUGCAGCAGGCCAAGAUCACCACCAACGGCCUCCUGGGAGAGUUUGUGAUCCGCUAUGACGUGCAGAGGGACAUGGGGAUAGGAGACAUCCAGGUUCUAAACGGACAUUUUGUCCACUACUUUGCCCCCAAAGACCUUCCCGUUGUUCCCAAGAAUGUGGUGUUUGUGAUCGACACCAGCGCCUCCAUGCUGGGGACAAAGAUCAGACAGACCAAAGACGCUCUGUUCACCAUCCUGAGGGAUCUGCGACCAGGCGACCGCUUUAACUUCAUCAGCUUCUCCAAUAAGAUCAAAGUUUGGCAGCCGAAUCGUCUGGUGCCGGUGACGCCUCUUAAUGUCAGGGAUGCUAAAAAGUUUAUCUACACACUGGCAACCACUGGAGGCACAAACAUCGACGGCGGCAUCCAGACGGGAUCAUCUCUCCUACGUGAGUAUCUCUCGGGACCUGACGCCAGCCCGAACAGCGUCUCCCUCCUCAUCUUCCUGACCGACGGUCGGCCCACGGUCGGGGAGGUCCAAUCCGCGGCGAUCCUGGGGAAUACUCGCACGGCGGUUCAGGAGAAGUUCUGCAUCUUCACCAUCGGGCUCGGGAACGAUGUCGACUACCGGCUGCUGGAGCGCAUGAGUUUGGAAAACUGUGGGAUGAUGAGACGCAUCAGCGAGGAUGCCGACGCGGGCGCCAUGCUCAAAGGGUUCUACGAUGAGAUAGGAACUCCUCUGCUGUCUGACAUUAGGAUCAACUACACCCAAGACUCGGUCCAGUACGUCACUCAGCAGCUGUUCACCAACUACUUCAACGGCUCGGAGAUCGUCAUCGCCGGCAAGUUGACCAACCAAAGUGCGGAAUCGCUGCACGUCCAGGUGACGGCGAGCAACAACGACAGAAACAUCAUUCUGGAGACCGACGUUCCUCUGCGGCAACGACAGAUAGAGACCGAGAAGCAUGUGCAGGCCGCGACGGUAGCGAUGGCGGAGGGAGCCAAGCUCCUGGGUUCGAUAACCGAUGACUUUGUGGAGCGUGUGUGGGGUUUCCUGAGCGUGAAGGAAGGGCUGCGGUCAAGGCUGCGGAGCCAAACCAGCAAGGAGAGAGAGGAGCACAUCCAGCAGGCCACUAAUUUGUCGCUGACCUACCACUUCCUCAGUCCGGUCACCAACCUGGUCGUGGAGAAGCCCGAGGUCCUUGCCGACAACACAAUGGCCCCGACACCGACCAUCGCCCCGGCACCCACCAUCGCCCCAGGAGCGGGUGAGACUAUGUCAGCUGACAACGACCUGCCAGGUGAUACAGAGGAUGGGAAACCAGGCAGACCGACUUCAUCUGUGAGCAACAGCAUCGGUAAAGUUCAGAGGAGACCAGCCAAGAAGUCGAUCACCGUCUCAAAAACAUCAGCGGAUGGAGACCCUCAUUUUGUGGUGGAGUUCCCGCUCAGUAAACUGACCGUUUGCUUCAACAUCAACGGAGAACCGGGACAUGUCCUUCGCCUCGUCUCUGACCACAAGUACUCAGGUGUGACGGUCAACGGCAAACUGAUCGGCGCCCCAGCUCCGCCGGGCAGCCACAAGCAGCAGCGCACGUACUUCAGCACCAUCACCAUCGUGGUGGAUCGUCCCAAGCGCGCCUACAUCGAAGUGACGCCGAAGAAGGUCAUCCUGGACGGGCGGGACAGGAUGGUGCUGCCGUGUCACUCCACGGUCUCGGUGGACAGCGGCGUCCUGUCCGUGUCCAUCACGGGGAAGUCCAACGUGACGGUGACGGUCGGCGGGAACAUCAGCUUCGUCAUUUUGCUGCAUCAGUACAAAAACCCCGCCCCCUAUCAGAGAGACCACCUGGGCUUCUACAUCGGGCAGAGCAAGGGGCUGUCGCACAGCUGCCACGGCCUGCUGGGUCAGUUCCUGUACGAGGAAGUGGGCGUGGCCGAGCUCCCCGCAGACGGCGACGCCAAGCCCUCGUCCGUCCUGAAGGUGAAGGAUCGCGCCGUGCCCGUGGUUCAGAAGAGCCGGAGGAUCUACAGCGGGACUCAGAGCGUGGACUGCUGGUUCGCGCGCAACAACGCCGCCAAGCUGAUCGACGGACAGUACGAGGACUAUUUGAUGUCGCACAUGUUCGACACGGGCGACUGGCCGCACGGGACGAACAGAGUGUGAGACUGUAUGCUCACUCAAUUUAAUAAAAAAAA
This is a messenger RNA of Labrus bergylta (ballan wrasse), 3071 nucleotides long. RefSeq names its product inter-alpha-trypsin inhibitor heavy chain 5 (gene itih5). NCBI's taxonomy places the organism in Eukaryota, Metazoa, Chordata, Actinopteri, Labriformes, Labridae. Gene Ontology annotation, molecular function: serine-type endopeptidase inhibitor activity. Gene Ontology annotation, biological process: hyaluronan metabolic process. The record is from RefSeq and is a predicted model, not a curated record.